ACAAGUUGAAUUACUUUUUAUUUUAGUAAAUCUGUAAACAAGUUUUGUUGCACAAAUUUAUUUUUUUUUUCAACGAUAUUUAAUAAAACAUAGAAAACAAAAGUGUAGUGUGAUAUUUAUGACAAACCAAUUAGAUUUUCAUUUUUAUGUUGAUUUAAUGUUUGUACAUCCUAACCUCGCUUCCUAUUAAAAAAUAAUUAUUAUCGGUACAAUGGCAAAUAUAACUUCAAUGUUGUCAAUAGGACAAUGUAAUGACAUUUGUCCUGAAGAUAUUGCCAACAGUUGUACAAAUGUAACUGCUUCUAAUAUUCAAAGCAACUACAAUGGUACAAAAAGUUUGGAAGAUUUACAAUGCUUUGUAUGCGAUGCAAAAAUUCAGGGGCGUCAUUAUACAUUAGCUACAUGUAGGACGCAAACAUCGAGAACUAAAGUGAUAGAAAAACUGGGCGAAUUGGUUGGGGAGAGGUAUAUGGUAGUGAUAUCAGAAGAUGAUGUAAUUUGCAGAAGUUGCGCUAAUCUUGUUAAUACGCUUGAUAGACUUGAAGUUGAAAUAUAUAAUGUACGUGAUAACGUUUUAAGAUUUUUGGAACAAAAAUACUCUUUAGAAGAAGGAGAACUUCUUGGCAAUAAUGAGAAACACAAACGUUCUCAACCACCACAGAUCACAAAGUGUAACAAUCAGCUUGUAACUAAUUGUCAGGGUAAAGUCGAAGACGUUAUUGUAUCCUCAAACGUUGAUAAGACCAAACAUAAGAAAAGUAAUAUUUGGUUGCAAUGUGAUAAAUGUCAGUAUACGACUCUUCACAAUUCAUUUAUGGUGCAUCAUGUCAGGAACCACAUUAAACAGAAAAUAUUUUGUGAUAAAUGUGGUAUACAGUUUUCGGAAAAGGAACAAAAAUUGCAUAGCUGUAACUUGAAAGAGCACUUAAAUGAUAAAAACACAGUUCAGAAUGAAACAGAAUCAUCAUUAAAACAUAUUACUGAAAAUAUAUUGGAUAUUCCAAUCUUAGAAAAGAACAUGCAGCCAAAUGUUCCAAUUAUGGCCAUUGAAACAUAUGCAGAGUCUCAAAUUCCAAAUUGUAAUGAAAAUAUACCUAUAAUAAGAUUAUCAAAUGCAGAAAAUUUACCAAUACAAAAUAUCUUAAGUUCUGAAUGUUCGGAGAAAAGAACUCAAGACAUCAACAAAAUAUCUGAAUUGCAACAAGAAAUUGAAAGUUUAAAAUCUGAAAUAGAUGCAACAAAAUUACAACAGAAGAUAGUAGAUAAAAAGAUUGCAAAUGCAAUUAUUCAGGAAGAGGAACUAAAGACAGAAGUUGAUGACGCGAAAUCAAAAAGAGAUAACUUAUCUCUCGAAUUGGUUGAUUUACAACAAGAAUCAGAAAAAAGGAAAGAAGAGAAAAUAUUAGCUUGGAACAACCUUAAACGUGCCUGUAAACCGUAUAAGGAAUACUUAAAUUUACGUAUACGCUUAAAUGACAAUAAAACACCUGAAAGAAUAGAGAUUUCUUUCUUUAUAAAUGAUGCUGCUCUGGAAGAUAAAUAUUAUGUAUACUUGAUUCAUUCCGAUAAUCAAUGGAAAGUGGAACAAAUUCAACCAAUUCUAAAAAUGGAACAUUUGAUUGACUUCAAAGGAAUUAUUGAUUUUUCUAAAGAAUCAGAAGUUUCUGAUGUCACUACAUUUCUUUGUAAACUUAGACAUAUUUUCAUUAAGUAUUAUUUAAAUACAGAACAAUGACACGAAAUUGUUAAACUAUUUCUUAAAAUGUUUUUACUAAAACCCAAUAAUUAGGAAAACAUGUGUGUAUUUUUAUGAUAUGAAGUUGCUUAUUUUAAGAUUAAAGCCUUUAUUAAUAAAAAUUAAUAUCUUAAGUUAUUUUGUUACAUGUACAAGACUUUUAAUGCUAAACAUUGCAAACUUAACAUUGGCAUAAACUUAUUAAAAUAUGUUCGUCAUUAGUACAGUAACUUUUUGAUGUCAUAUAUAUCAUGUUGCAUGUUUUAACAUAUUGCUUUUGCUUACAGUUUUAUUGAAAACACUAAACUGCUAAUCACAGUAGAUAAAUUAUUUAGAUAGUAGAACUAUAAACAAGUCUCUAUUCGAUUUCUAUCUAUAUAUGGCACCUACAAAGAGACAUACAUAUUAUAACUAUGUUUGUUCAGCGAACGUGCGAGAAUAAACUUUGCGUAAGAUAAGAGAAAUGGUAAAUUUGCUUUGAACCAUUAAGUUUGCUAAAUUUUAAAUACGUAUUUGUUUAUUUAUCGAACAAAUGUUAUAAAUAUUAUCUGAUAUUCCAUUAUUUUCGUACUGCUUGCAACGUCUACAAUUCAUUUGUUCAAAAACUAGUAGCGAUAAGUUAUCUCGUUUGUUAGUCCUAGCUAAUAAAGCUAGCAGUCGUUAUUAAUAAUAGAUAAGCUACUAACAGCAUUUUGUACCAAAUUACGUCCGUGUAAAGAAAGAAACAAUUUUAAUGGUGCUAUAUCGUUGAAAAAAAUUUUGAAAAUGUAACUUCUCGUUAAUCGUUUAUUUAAAAAUACAAUUACGUAUCGAUUCGGCGAAUUGUAUCAAAAUUAUUGUGAUUAUCACUCUAACGUGAUAAAACUUUUUCACUGGAUUCUUUUAUACGGCAUAGCGAGUUCAUCAGUGUUCGUGUUACAUUAAUUUGGAUAUUAACUAGUUGACAUAUUCGGUCCUUGUCAGGGGUCAAAUUAGUUUUGCAUAUGAUUCACAUGAUAUCAUCACUUUAUUACAUACUAGUAAUGGGCAGAUCUAGUCGAAGAACUUACGGGCAUUAACGUUGUACUAUGCAUGCAAUAAGAUGUGAGACUCAGUCAGCGAUAUCGAAUGCUGUUUCAAGUUUCCAGAUUUUUAAAUUUAGAAAUUUGAGGGGUUCAAAAUUUAAAAACCUAAAAAUAUAUAAAGAUGAAAGUGUAGAGAAGAAUUUAUGAAUAUAGGAGUUUAAACUUUUUCAAAUUUAAAAAUGUGGAACUUUGUAAUCUUCAUGGUUUUCUAACACUUCGAUGUACAUUUGAUUCAGCCAUCAUUACUUUAUACAAAGAAAAAAUCUCAAACGAAAUCGGCCAGUGAAAUCUUGAAAUAAUUGUUGACGCACAUCAUCAUACAAUACAUGUAUGAUGUAGUGAAGCGAUGUAGCUACGUACGAAAUAUUCGCGAACCUACUCGUACACGAAAAGGGCCAAUUGAUUAUGUAUGCGUAGAAGCACGUUGAUAACAAUUCAUCCCUAUUGGCACAAGUUAACGAGAGGGUCAAUUGAUCGCCCACUGCCAAUCAGCUCAUAUCGCGUACACAAUGUAAGUUAACAGAUUUCACUUACACUAUUGACCCGACCGAUUGUUCAUUUACUAGAUCAUUCAAGAAUUUAAUUAAAGAUCGAAAUGUCGAUGGUAUUAUAAAAUGCUAGCCGUAUACAUGUUACCGUAAUCGAUUGGUUUCGAUACAAUUAAUGGUCAAUUUCCACAUUCGGUUUUCUUUUUGGAUGUAAAAAUAAAACUCGAAUAACAUAGCAUGUAUUUGAACAGGAUUUAUACGUAUCAUCUUAACUGUACAUGAUCAUACUUGUACGCUAGAUUUUGGUGAUAUCAUUAGAUACUGUUAACGAACAAUCUAAUGGCGAAAAUUCAACGAACGACGAUACACAAUACACCGCCUAAGCGUUACAAAUAAUACUUUGAAGCACGAAUGAUUAACGUUCACUUCGAGUUAGAUUAAAGGCGAAUAAUGUUAAUCGAUUUCGAAUACCCCGAUCACUCUUACCACAUAGAGUAUCGUUGUCCGAUAUUAACAGAAGAAGUUAGGCGGAAGUCCCGAAUGAUACAUGCGAAAGGACAAACUAAAAUAAAGAUAAAGAAAGGGACGUAAACGUGAACAGGGCGCAUGGCGUUCAACCCCUCUGACCCGUUUGAUCAAAAUUUUCUUACGUAUCGGUUGUUAGAACUUCCAAAAUAUUUACAAAAUUGGAAGACAAUCGGGAAAAUUUCGGGUCUGACGGGUUAAAAAUUAGCGGGAUUAAUGACUAUUUACAGCGUAACGAUGUCACCUAUUGUAAGACAGAAACUGUAGUAAAUUGUUCCUGGAUCUCGACUUGCGAGAGGACACUUUUCGCUUUCGUUCAGCUCGCGAGUAACGUUUUCUUUUGGACGCGAAUUUUUUUUCAGUUCAUUAUCGCAAUGGUGAGCAGAUCUAGUGCCCCUCGAAGAGCUCACGGGCUACUGGCGCGCACGGAACGCAAUGGUGGUGGAGAUCCGUGGAUGGAUUUUCAAGUUUGAAAAUUUGACUUUGAGAAUUCGGAAGUUGGCAGAUUUAAAAAUGUAGAGAUUGAGAAAUAUAGGAAUUUAGAGUCUACAAAUGUUCAACUUUCCAAAUUUUCAAAUUAUAUAACUAGUAUUGACAAAUGUCCACCACUUGCACGUUCGUGCACGACAUCCUGGAGGGCGCAGUAUCCAAUCGCUUUAUCACUCUAUCUUUACGCGCCGUAUCGUUCCUCUCGCGAUAGAAAGAACCAUACUCUCACGUUACGUGAUCUCGAAGCUCGAUAAAUAAAUAUCAAUCUCGCAUUA
This is a messenger RNA of Megachile rotundata (alfalfa leafcutting bee), 4576 nucleotides long. RefSeq lists its product as uncharacterized. The record is from RefSeq and is a predicted model, not a curated record. NCBI's taxonomy places the organism in Eukaryota, Metazoa, Arthropoda, Insecta, Hymenoptera, Megachilidae.